UGAAGCGAGUAUGUUGUCAUUUGCAUAGAGCUGAACAAGUUGGGGGCUUUAAAGCCGAAAAAAAAAUGAAGAAGCCUUUUUCUCUUUUUCCUUUUCACAUUCCAGAAAAUUCCCAUGAACUUGGAAGUGUUUGAGAAUAGAUCAGUUGAAUAAAGGUUCAUACAUUUGUUGUUGUCGAAGGCUUCUCCAAACCCCCAAACCCCAGAGAGAGAGAGAGAAAAUGAGCAGUGCUUUUCUAAUGAACCCUGCCAAGAUUCCUCAUGCCAUGAUGCAGAGGCAGUUCAUGUUGGUGAACCGUGCCAUUCAUCCCAUCAAAACCCCUUCGUUUCAUUUCCUCAAGAAACCAAGACAAUAUGGAAUCUCUUCAUCUUUUUGUUCUUCUUCUUCUUCUUCAUCAUCAUCAUCGUCUGCUGCAAUUUCCAUCUCCAAGGUUGGCUUUGUGGGUUGGUAUUUGGGGAUGAUAAAGUCGUGGCCAAUUUUGACAAAGAGUGUUACUUCUUCCCUUAUUUACAUCGCCGCUGAUUUAUCCUCUCAGACUAUUGUGCGAGAAUCUUCAGAACCUUUUGAUUUUAUAAGGACUUCACGCAUGGCAGGAUACGGGAUGGUCAUUUUAGGACCAUCACUGCAUUUCUGGUUCAAUUUUGUGUCAAAGCUUUUCCCAAGGAGGGAUCUUUUUUCUACAUUGAAGAAAAUGGUCAUGGGUCAGACACUUUAUGGACCUGCCAUGACUGUUACUUUCUUCUCCUUGAAUGCACGUUUGCAGGGUGAAACCGGCUCAGAGAUUGCUGCACGCUUAAAACGUGAUUUGCUUCCUACGAUGUUAAGUGGAAUUAUGUACUGGCCUAUAUGUGAUUUUAUAACAUUUAGGUUCAUUCCUGUCCAUUUACAGCCAUUAGUCAGCAAUUCAUUUUCGUACUUGUGGACCGUUUAUAUAACCUAUAUGGCAAGCCUAGAGAAAGCGACCUGAUCACUCACUAUCAGCAAUGUCAAUUUUUGUUUCAUGAUUGACAUUGGAAGCAAGCUGCGGGAUACAAUCAAAUCUUUUGGCUGUGUGCAGGGAAUUCUGAUCUCAAAUUGUCCACGGCUAUGCUACUAACCAGGACACAGUUUUAUCCAUUUAUUUUAACCUGUACUCUUUAUUUGCUUUUGUAGUGUUAUCCUUUUAUAUAUAUGGGACCAAUUUGUAAAAUCUAUGCUGAAUUUUUUUUAUCUGAAGACUUUUUUCACCAAA
Messenger RNA from Glycine soja, 1231 nucleotides. Its product is annotated as PXMP2/4 family protein 4-like. NCBI's taxonomy places the organism in Eukaryota, Viridiplantae, Streptophyta, Magnoliopsida, Fabales, Fabaceae. The record is from RefSeq and is a predicted model, not a curated record. The coding region runs from base 221 to 967 and encodes 248 amino acids. Gene Ontology annotation, cellular component: membrane; cytoplasm. The transcript has 4 exons.